AAAAGAAGAGCCGCAAAACCCCGCAAAACCCUUUUACCGCAUUUUUGUUUCACUUCACUUCUCCACUACAUGAAACCAAAUUAUCAAUCGCAUUAACACUUUGUGUUCCACAGAAGGAUGCCCUGCUCAUCCUUUUUCAUGUCUCUAAGACCCACUUCUUCCCCCUUCUAUAUAUCCCCAAAAACCCUAUUAAAACCCUCUCUCUUUUCCCUUCUUGUUUCCAAAAACCAAUGCCUCUCCUUCAGGUCUAUACCUCCCUUGAGGAGGCAUGCGGUCCUCAGCUGCUCGGGGGCUGCCACUAGAACCCGUAGGUUGAAUUGGAAGAACGUUUCGUGGCCGUAUUUGGAGCAGCAGACCUCUAAUUAUGGCCGGUUUGCCUACCAGGACGUUUCCGGCGAUGAUUCCGAUCGUGAAUUCGGCUCAAACCAGCAACAAAUGUGUGGUUCAACCCUUGAUAAUAUUGAUGAUUGGAGAUGGAAGCUAACCAUGCUUCUUCGCAACAAAGAUGAGCAAGAGGUUGUGUCAAGGGAAAAAAAGGACAGACGCGACUUUGAGCAACUUUCAGCUCUGGCUACCAGAAUGGGUUUGCAUAGUCGUCAAUAUGCAAAAGUAGUAGUCUUUAGUAAAGUCCCACUGCCGAAUUACAGAUCCGAUCUAGAUGAUAAGCGUCCACAGAGAGAGGUUAUCUUACCAUUUGGACUGUUAAGAGAAGUAGAUGAUCAUCUCAAAGCUUAUGGACAACUCAAAUAUAGAAAUGGGGGAUUUUUGUCAGGUAACUCUUUGUCAAAAUCAGGUAGUAGUGGAAGUAUUGCUACUGAUGAAGGACUUUACGAGCAGCGGUUCCCACUUGCAAAGAAUAGUGUUGCAAUGGAGAGAAUUCUCCGGCGGCGAAGUUUGCAGCUGCGUGAAAAGCAGCAAGAUUGGCAGGAAUCUCCUGAAGGUCAAAAGAUGCUUGAAUUUCGUAGAAGUCUUCCUGCACAUAAGGAGAGGGAAGCAUUAUUAAAUGCCAUUGCACAGAAUCAGGUGGUUGUUGUCUCGGGUGAAACUGGCUGUGGUAAAACCACCCAGCUUCCUCAGUACAUAUUAGAAUCGGAAAUUGAAGCUGCUCGUGGAGCAGCCUGCAGUAUCAUAUGUACUCAGCCUAGAAGAAUAUCUGCCAUUGCUGUUUCUGAGAGAGUUGCUGCAGAACGAGGAGAGAAAAUUGGAGAAUCUGUUGGGUAUAAAGUUCGGCUAGAGGGAAUCAAAGGGAGGGACACACGCCUUCUGUUUUGCACAACUGGAAUACUAUUGAGGAGAUUACUUCUUGACAGAAAUUUGGAAGGUGUAACUCAUGUUAUUGUUGAUGAGAUUCAUGAACGUGGAAUGAAUGAAGAUUUUCUCCUUAUUGUCUUGAAAGAUCUCCUUCCUCGUCGACCAGAAUUGAGGUUGAUUCUGAUGAGUGCAACCCUAAAUGCUGAGCUUUUUUCUUCCUACUUUGCUGGUGCUCCAAUGCUACAUAUCCCGGGUUUUACAUAUCCAGUUCGAGCAUAUUUUCUGGAACAGAUUCUGGAAAAGACUGGAUAUCGGUUGACCUCUUAUAAUCAAAUUGAUGAUUAUGGUCAAGAAAAGUCAUGGAAAAUGCAAAAACAAGCUCAAGCUCUGAGAAAGAGGAAGAGUCAGAUUGUUGCAGCUGUUGAGGAUGCACUUGAAGCUGCUGACUUUAGAGAUUAUAGCUUACGCACUCAAGAGUCUUUAUCCUGUUGGAAUCCUGACUCAAUUGGAUUUAACCUCAUUGAGCAUGUACUUUGCCACAUUGCAAAGAACGAGAGACCUGGUGCAGUUUUGGUUUUUAUGACUGGUUGGGAUGACAUAAACUCAUUGAAGGAUCAGCUCCAAACUCAUCCUCUUUUGGGGGAUCCUAGCAGGGUUUUGUUGCUUGCAUGCCAUGGUUCCAUGGCCAGCUCUGAACAGAGGUUAAUAUUUGAUAAGCCCGAAGGUGGAGUAAGGAAAAUAGUUCUAGCUACUAACAUGGCUGAAACUAGUAUCACUAUUAAUGAUGCGGUUUUUGUGGUUGAUUGUGGGAAGGCGAAAGAGGCAUCUUAUGAUGCACUAAAUAACACUCCUUGUUUGCUUACAUCUUGGAUUUCAAAGGCUUCUGCCCGACAAAGAAGAGGAAGAGCUGGUCGUGUUCAGCCUGGUGAGUGUUAUCAUCUUUAUCCCAGAUGUGUGUAUGAUGCUUUUGCUGAUUAUCAGUUGCCAGAACUUUUAAGGACUCCGUUGCAGUCCUUGUGUUUGCAAAUCAAAAGUUUACAGCUUGGAAGUAUAUCUGAAUUCCUCUCUAGAGCCUUGCAGCCACCUGAACCUUUAUCGGUAAAAAAUGCUGUUGAUUAUUUAAAGAUCAUUGGGGCUUUAGAUGAGAAUGAAAAUCUAACAGUGCUAGGACGCAACUUGUCAAUGCUUCCAGUAGAGCCGAAACUUGGAAAAAUGCUGAUAUUAGGGGCUAUUUUCAACUGUCUGGAUCCCAUAAUGACUGUUGUUGCUGGUCUUAGUGUUCGAGAUCCUUUCUUGAUGCCGUUUGACAAGAAGGAUCUUGCAGAGUCAGCAAAAGCUCAGUUUUCUUCUCAUGACUAUAGUGACCAUCUUGCACUUGUACGAGCCUAUGAUGGUUGGAAAGAUGCUGAAAGGCAGCAAUCUGGUUAUGAGUACUGUUGGAAAAACUUUCUUUCUGCACAAACUCUGAAAGCCAUUGACUCUCUACGUAAGCAGUUCUUUUAUUUGAUCAAGGAUACUGGUCUGGUAGGAUGCAAUACAGAGAACUGCAAUAAAUGGAGUCAUGAUGAGCACCUUGUUCGGGCAGUCAUCUGUGCGGGUUUGUUCCCUGGAAUAUGCUCUGUUAUGAACAAAGAAAAGUCUAUAACACUAAAAACAAUGGAGGAUGGUCAGGUGCUUCUGUACUCGAAUUCUGUGAAUGCUGGAGUACCCAAAAUUCCCUACCCAUGGCUAGUUUUCAAUGAAAAGGUUAAAGUGAAUUCAGUUUUUCUCCGGGAUUCAACUGGUAUAUCUGAUUCUGUGCUUCUCAUGUUUGGAGGGAGCAUUUCCAGUGGUGGACUGGAUGGACACCUGAAAAUGUUUGGAGGAUACUUGGAUUUUUUCAUGAAACCAGCAUUAGCGUAUAUGUAUUUGAGUUUAAAACGAGAGAUCGAUGAACUAGUUCAGAAGAAACUUCUGAAUCCUGAGAUGGACAUGCAAGUAUACAAUGAACUUUUAAUGGCAGUCAGAUUGCUGGUGUCAGAAGACAAAUGUGAGGGCAGAUUUAUUUUUGGUCGUCAGGUGCCAGCACCCUCAAAGGAGGCAGCAAAAGUGAUGCUUCCAGGUAUGGUCUCAAAAGGAGGAGAUGAUAAUUCCAAGGGUGAGCUGCAAACGUUGCUUGCCAGGGCAGGACAUGGAGCUCCAACCUACAAGACAAAUCGGCUGAAAAACAACCAGUUCCGUUCUACUGUGAUGUUUAAUGGGUUGGAUUUUGUGGGGAAACCUUCCAGCAGUAAGAGACAUGCUGAAAAGGAUGCAGCUGCUGAGGCUCUGCUAUGGUUGAAAGGCGAGAGUCAUUCUUCUGCAAGAGAUCUGGACCAUGUCUCAGUGCUUCUGAAUAAUAGCAAAAGCAAAAGUAAAAAGAGAACUUAAUUCUUGGUGCUAAUGGGAGUUAAGCCGACAUAAAAGACAAAGGGUGGUACUACAUCCUUAUCUUUUACUGAGUACUGAAGCUCCUUGUUGAAGUUGCAUGUUUCGAUGGCAUUUUGGGAUUCGGGCAGCUGUGGAAUUAAGGUUGGAAGAGGAACCGCAGUUCACAAAAUCAGGGCAGUCGCUACUGAACUUUUGGACCCUGUUUUAGUAAAAGGGUUAAAAUAGUUCUUUGGAGGCAAAAACUGGAGAUUCCAACUUACAUAACUGAAUAUACAGAAACUGAAUGGGCUUGGCACAAAGUUCUGCCUGUUGCAACAGGUGGCAACUCUCACUUUUGUAUCUAUUGGUUUCAGUAGGUUGGAUAUUGACGAUAUAAUUCUUAUAGAAGAUAUGAUUUAGCUAAACAGCUAUAGAAUUUGUAUCUGUAAGUUGAAGAGCAUACAUUGGAAGGUCAUCCAAAGUGUAUAAGUUAUGUAUCAUAGGUUCAUGCUCAUACUUAUUUUCAAAAGCAAUCGGUUUUGGAUUGUCAUAGACAACAGGGACUGGGACAAUGUUCUAUGUAUUCUAUACUUGUACAUAAUAUUUUUCUCGGAUUCCCUGUUCAAUUGCUUCAAAUUUGAUUUGAA
Pistacia vera is the source of this 4286-nucleotide messenger RNA. RefSeq names its product DExH-box ATP-dependent RNA helicase DExH3. The transcript is spliced from 19 exons. The coding region runs from base 118 to 3660 and encodes 1180 amino acids. Gene Ontology annotation, molecular function: ATP binding; RNA binding. The record is from RefSeq and is a predicted model, not a curated record. Gene Ontology annotation, cellular component: intracellular anatomical structure; nucleus. NCBI's taxonomy places the organism in Eukaryota, Viridiplantae, Streptophyta, Magnoliopsida, Sapindales, Anacardiaceae.